AAGAGUGUGGAAGCAAAUGAAACAGAAGAACAUCUUGAGUGAAAGAGAAAAAAGCCACCUUGAAGAUGAAGUGUGCUGCUGUUGCCGUGUUGCUAAGUCUCCUGUCAGUGGGACGCUCUGCUCCUCUGAGCGACUGUGACACUGUGCUAAAACCAGUAGCCAUCAGCAGAGAAUAUAUGUUGGGGAGGUGGCUGUACAUUGGGGGGAGCUCUGACCUCCCAGGAAGCCGCUCGCUGGGCCACCUGAUGUCCAGUGCCUGGGUGCACCUCAGUGAAACCUCCCAGAGCAACAUCCUCACUCUAACCCAGAGCCAGAGACUAUAUGGCAAAUGCUCGAGCCUAGCAUACAAUGUGACCUUUGAAAACAGCAUAAUGUUAAUUGAACAACCUUUCUACCUCAAGGAAGUCUACCUGACAACUGAUCCCGACUGUCUGGUCGCCUAUGAAGAAAUAAUCUCUGGCAGAGAUACUUUUACCAGUCUUCUUAUGUUUAGCAGAACAAAGAGCGUCUCACCUGCUGCUCUGGAGAUGUUAAAGAAACAAGCAGAGUGUUUGGGGAUGACACCACCCAUAAUAAUAGACCCAAACUAUGAAAUGUGUCCAGACAACAUCCGGCCCUCCGAGGGUCUCAGCGCUCUCAACUCCUUAUUGGAGGCCAAGAUGGGACAUCGAGUUGCAAGAGUUCUGGAUUAUGUUUUUGAUAUGUUUGUGAACUGAUUUUCAGUGGUGGAAAGAUACAAAAUAUAUUUACUCAAGUGUCGUACUUAAGUAAUAUUUUGAGGUACUAGCUGUUAACUUGAGUAUUUUCAUUUUUUCCCACUUUGUACUUCCACUCCACUACAUGUUAGACGGGAAUAUUAUACUUCUGAAUGUACUACAUUUUUCUAACAUUUUUAGUUACUUUUAAUGUUAGGAUUUUACAUAUUUGAUAAUAUAACAAACUUGUAAAUUACAACAGAUCAUUAAAGAUUAUACCAGUC
Messenger RNA from Stegastes partitus (bicolor damselfish), 979 nucleotides. RefSeq lists its product as uncharacterized. The coding region runs from base 66 to 716 and encodes 216 amino acids. The transcript has 6 exons. The record is from RefSeq and is a predicted model, not a curated record. Lineage: Eukaryota; Metazoa; Chordata; Actinopteri; Pomacentridae.